This is a messenger RNA of Tupaia belangeri chinensis (Chinese tree shrew), 891 nucleotides long. RefSeq names its product SPC25 component of NDC80 kinetochore complex (gene SPC25). Lineage: Eukaryota; Metazoa; Chordata; Mammalia; Scandentia; Tupaiidae. The transcript has 7 exons. The coding region runs from base 131 to 811 and encodes 226 amino acids. Gene Ontology annotation, cellular component: Ndc80 complex. The record is from RefSeq and is a predicted model, not a curated record. Gene Ontology annotation, biological process: chromosome segregation.
GCCCCAGAUUUGAAUUCCGCAAGUUGGCGGGGCCGCGGGGAUUCGGAGGGGGGCGUUUGUUUGGGGCAGUGCGGAUCCUGUAGGGAAGGCGGCGGGACUCAGGCCUACCGGUGCAGAGCUGUCUUACAAAAUGGUAGAGGACGAACUGGCACUAUUUGAUAAAGGCAUAAAUGAAUUUUGGAAUAAAUUCAGAAGUACUGUCAGUGACACUUCCUGUCAGAUGGUGGGGCUACGAGAUGCCUACAAGGAUUCUAUUAAAGCAUUUGCAGAAAAGCUGUCUGUGAAAUUAAAGGAAGAAGAGCGAAUGGUUGAGAUGUUUCUGGAAUAUCAAAAUCAGAUCUGCAGGCACAAUAAACUCAUUCAAGAAAAAAAGGAAAACUUGUUUAAGUUGGUUGCUGAAGUAAAAGGCAAAGAGCAGGAACUGGAAGCACUGGCUGCAAACAUUCAGGACCUUAAGGAAGAAUAUUCUAAGAAGAAGGAAGCUAUUUCCACUGCUAACAAAGCUAAUGAAGAGAGGUUGAAAAGGCUGCAGAAAUCUGUAGAUUUGUAUAAAGAUCGACUUGGACUAGAAAUUAGGAAGAUUUAUGGUGAUAAAUUGCAGUUUAUAUUCACUAAUAUUGACCCCAAGCAUCCUGAGAGGCCAUUUAUGUUUUCCCUGCAUCUAAAUGAAGCAAGGGACUAUGAAGUGUCAGAUUGUGCUCCUCAUCUUGAGUGCCUAGCAGAAUUUCAAGAGAAUGUAAGGAAGACCAACAAUUUCUCAGCUUUUCUUGCCAAUGUUCGGAAAGCUUUUACUGCUCUGGUUUACAAUUAACGUGUAAAUAGUAUGUAAAAAUGGUUUAAUUUUCUUUUCUAUUGUGUUUCUCUUUUUAAAAGAAUUCUCAUUUUCUAUUG